This is a messenger RNA of Cyclocybe aegerita, 2601 nucleotides long. The record is from the annotation of a GenBank genome assembly. NCBI's taxonomy places the organism in Eukaryota, Fungi, Basidiomycota, Agaricomycetes, Agaricales, Hemipholiotaceae.
AUGGACCCCAGUAUAGCGGCAGAUAGCAGUAGCAGCAGCAUUUCCCCACCAACACAAUCACUCAACCUCCCUCUUCCUGUCCCCCGCAGGAGUCGUGGGGGUUCGAACGCGACACUAGUCGGCAGCCCCAGCACACCGCGCAGCAUCUCCCAGCUUCUCAAGGAAGAACCCAGUGCUGGCCCGCCAGCAAAGGUCCAGGACUGCUGGGAUGAGCUUGGCUCAGAGGCAGACGAGUACGCCAACAUAUGGCAGAUAUAUAAUGAGGAAGCGGGGAAGAAGGACGCGACGACGACGGAGGGAUCAAACAGGGGAAUCGAUGGUCUUUUGGUGUUUACAGGUUUGUUCUCCGCGGUGCUGACGACGUUCAUCAUCCAAUCCUACCAGCAAAUGAUACCCAACCCCUCCGACGCGACCAACGCCCUCCUCAUAGAGCUGAUCGCGCUGCAGCGAGACGCGGCCAACUUAACCGCUUUGCCCAACCCCAACACUACGGUUAGCAAAGCCAUGGACCCCUCGCCCUCAGAAACCCAGAUCCACGGUGUCAAUGGCCUGUGGUUCGCUGCUCUGGCGUGCAGCCUCUCCGCCGCCCUCAUAUCCAUGCUCGCAAAGCAGUGGAUCCAAUACACGCCCCAUAUCUCGGGUUCGCCGAGGUAUCGGGCUCGACAGCGCCAGCGGAGGUACAUGCAGCUGAAGAAGUGGCACGUCUUCGCAGUCAUCAAUGCUCUUCCACUACUGCUCCACGCUGCCCUCUUGCUCUUCUUCGCUGGAUUGCUGGUGUUGCUUUGGUCGGGCGACAUUGCGAUUACUGCAGCGACGUUCGUUAUCGUUGCUGUCGCCUAUAUCUUCUACGUCGGCUCGAUGUGGAUGUCUUUCGUCGACCCAGAUUGCCCGUACCAACACCCCAUUACUGAGCAUCUUCGUUCUUGGGUGGCUCGGCACACUCGCUGUGGUGCCCCGUCUUCGGAAAUUGAGCUGGAAAGCAACAUUGGUGAUAAGUUGAUACCGCUGCACCGGAUUCCAAUGCACACAUCGCAACCGAACCAAGAAGAUUAUCUCGACGCAUACGCCCUCGUUUGGCUCCUCCAGGAAUGUAAUCACGAAGACAUCGUCACCAGCACCCUGCAAGCAAUAGGCGGACUGCCUAUCAACUUCACUGCCUUCCAUGUCCUCCGCGACGCAGGUGUCAUCCCUUUGGUCCUACAACAAUUCAACUCCUGCUUCCAUCGAGACUCCUCUUCCUUCGACCAUCGGUGGCACAUCACCAAAGCAGGAGACGCAGAGAAGUACUGCCGUGCAUGGGUCAGGCUCACGCACAAUACGGUAGAACGUUGGCCGCGAAAGCUCCUCGCCCCCCUCAACGCCCUGAAGGACAUGCCAGGAAACCUUCACGUGUCGAGUGUCGCCGCAUGUGCCAGUGCGUUGGAUUCGUUAGACCUGCGAGGACCGCAGCUCGCAUUGGUCACCCAGCUCCGACAGACCGCCGAGUGCGAGUCCAACGCGACGGAGCUGACGCAGCUAUGGCUGUUGGAGACCUUCCUUGAAGCGUCAAUGAGUUGGGAGCUGGAAGCGGUUAUUGUAGAUGACAUAACCAGACGAGCCAUCCCAGUCCUCCUUCGGCUCCUCCAACAAGCCGCAGAUAUGCAGAGGGCAGAGGUGCAGAGCACGAUCGCCUUGGUCAUGUAUUCGCUAACUGGAGGUAGCGUCGACUACAUGAGAUUGGUUCUCAGCGAGCCGGAUACUCGACGAGAAACAUUCCACAAGUCGAUUAUUUGGGGGUUGGGCAUCAUCGUGAAGAACCCUCAUCGAUACGGGGUCGUCGAUGAUGAUCUCUUUAGGUUUGCAGCAAUGGAAUUUGCGACGAUUGCGGCACCAGCCGUCAACCAAAUCAACGGACUGCCGGCAGCGUUUAAAAACAUAGCCCGCCAAGGCUUGUCCAAAUUGUACCUUGAAGGGAACAUCGGAGCUGGGUUGAUAUCCGAUUCUGUCCUCGCUGAUAUUCUCCAAAUCCUCCAUCCGAUCCUCAACAUCCCUCCAAUUCAAUACCCUUCCUUUGUCAAGACACUCCUUCGGACGUUAGCGGGUUCGUCAGACGUUAACGUCGCCUUAUAUGCCAUCCGACUGCUAGAAUCUUUGUUGGGCGACUGCCACCCGACUGUGGUGCUUGCAUUCAUAGAAGAGAACGGAGUCGCGGCCUUGCUUCGCGUAGCGUGCACCGGCGAUACUGACAAUAGGCGGCUCCAAAUCGAUUGCAUACGGAUGCUAUGCAUCUUCGUCCAGAGCAGCAACGAUUGCUCGUUGCAGAUAGAAUUUCCUUCAUUUUCGGAGGCACUGAAGAAACAAUUCGACGACCUCUUCCAGUCCAACUUCUUCCCAACCAUUAUUUCCGUCAUUUCUGCCCGUCGUUGGUGGCUUCCUGAGAUUGCCGAAAUUUGGGUGCCUUCGAUUUUGUACCUUUGCGAGGCGAGACCACAUGAGAGCGUCUGGCCGGGCGUGGAAGCUGUCUUGAGGAAGUUCGCCGAAUUAAACGUCGGAGAAGAUGGCUCGCACAGACUUGUCGACAACCUGGAUAGAAUGGCCGCCAUACUACGGCCAGGUGUAUAA